CAAGAAUAAAAUUGGCAGGAGUAAUUGCCAGCAGGUUGGCAGUGAAGGGGUUAAGGAAGGGGCUGGAAUGCCCCACUGAGGGACUUGGGUGUCAGUGACACACUCGGUGACAACAGAUCCGCCAGACGGGUCAUGUUGGGGGAGGAGGGGAACGCUGUAGCGGAUAGAGGAGUAUAUCCCACAGCCAAAAAAGAGGGUGGGGACGUCUUGUUGGACCAGGAAACAGGGUCCAGCCCACGGAUGGGGGGACUGAGGUCAGGGAGCGGACAGGACUGAAUACACCAGCAAUGAGAGGUGUCUGAUGGGUGUCUUCAGCGGCAGAGUGGAGUAGGAGAAGCUGUUUUAAGACCCUGUACUUUUUAUUCUCUGACUCCCCGGCAGUGAAGCACAUUACCAUGCCAGAGCGGGUCCAUUUUUUCCAGAAUCAAAAUUACUACAAGUUGAAGCGUGACUGUCUGCGCCAGGGGGUGCUCUUCCAGGACCCGCUCUUCCUCCCUACGGCCCAGUCCCUCUUCUACCGGCGCUCCCUCCCACCUGGACUCACCUGGAAAAGGCCAAGGGAACUCUGUAAGGACCCCCGUCUCUUUGUGGAUGGCAUCAGCACUCGGGAUCUACACCAGGGGAGUCUGGGUAAUUGCUGGAUGGUGGCAGCCACAUCCUGCCUGGCCACGGAGCCCUCCCUCUGGAAAAAGGUGAUCCCAGAUCAUUUGGAGCAGGAGUGGAACUCCAAGCGUUCGGACCAGUAUGCCGGAAUCUUCCACUUCCGCUUCUGGCGUUUCGGCCGCUGGACGGAUGUGGUGAUAGAUGACCGGCUGCCGGUCAGCCAAGACGGGACGCUGCUCUUCUGCCGCUCGGCCACGCCGCGCGAGUUCUGGAGUGCCCUACUGGAGAAAGCCUACGCCAAACUAAACGGAUGUUAUGAGGCACUGGAGGGAGGCAACACGGCUGAAGCUUUGGUGGACUUCACCGGCGGCGUGUCCGAGCCCCUCGUUCUGGACCGCGAGCUGCUGGGAAUGUCCCCAGACAAGCGGAAAGCCCUGUUCCAGACGCUGGCGCGAGCGCACUCCCGCCGGGCCCUCAUCACCUGCUCCAUCCGGCCGGCAGAGGGGGAGGCAGUGGAGUCGGUGUUGGACUGCGGUUUGGUUCGGGGCCAUGCCUAUGGGAUCACGGCGGUGCAGAAGAUACGUCUCGGCGAGAGAAUCCUGGGCCGCUGUGGGACCGCCUGGGCUCACAUGGUGCGCCUACACAACCCCUGGGGUACCAACGACUGGACCGGAGCUUGGAGCAAAGGGUCGCCUCAGUGGCAGCAGGUGGGGCGCAGCGAGCUGGAGAAGAUGGGUAUCACAGUCAGGGAUGUUGGAGAGUUCUGGAUGGAGUUUGAGGACUUCUGCCGUUUCUUCACGGACGUGGUGGUGUGCCGGCUUGUCGAGCAGUCCCUGCUGUGGCCCACCUCUCACUGGAGGGAGGUACGCUGCCGAGGGGAGUGGGUGUUUGCACCUGAGGAGCCACCAGGGGGCGCCAUUCCCCACAGUGGGGAGCCGAGACCCGGGGACCAGGUCAUCUGCCUGGAGGAUGAGAAGUGUCAGAAAGGAGACAGGAAAGAGGAACAGCUGGGGGAGAGGAAGAAGGAUGGCAGGACAGGUGGACUGAUGGACAAGAUGGAACGAGGGAAGGGAUCUGAGAACAUUAAGGUGGGAAAGUCUCCCCCCAGUAGUGGGGGGACAGGAGGGUCAGGCCUUCAGCACAAGGACAACAAGAGCAGGUGUGGGGGCUGCAUCAACCACCGGGAGACCUUCCUGCUCAACCCCCAGUUUAUGUUUGAGGUGCAGGGAGAGGGGGAUGAGGUGCUGAUUUGCCUUCAGCAGGAGGACAAGAGGAUGCAGAGGAAGGAAGGGAAGGGAGAGAACCUCCCUAUAGGCUUCGAGGUGCUACGGGUGGAGGUGAACAGGGAGACCCGCGUGCGGUGUUUGGGGGAGCAGGCCGCCAGCUCCGUCUACAUGGACUCCCGCAGCGUGGCGCUGCGCGUCACCCUGGGGCCCGGCCGCUAUGCCCUGCUCCCCACCACCUUCCAGCCUGGGGCCACGGGCCGCUUCCUCCUCAGGGUCAUGUCGCAUUCGCACAUCCGCCUAAGGGAGCUGACAGACGAGAUUCCCGGACCCUCCGUCAGGCAGUGCUGGGGGGCCCCGGUCACCAUGGUAACCACUGUGCACCUGCGGCGGGCAUCUGGCCUCAGUCUACCUAAAUGUAUAGCCCCUGACGUCUACGCCGUCAUACACUGUGAGGACAAAACCAUAAAGACGCGCAUCUUCAAGCAGAAUAGCAACCCUGAGUUCAACACCAAGGCCAUUUUCUACAGGAGACGGCCUGACUCCCACAUCCGCAUUGAGAUAUGGCGCCAAGGACAACUAUGGGAUUGCCUGCUGGGCAGAGUGCGGCUACAAACCAGCGACAACGAGAAGAACCGCAAGCGGGUGAUUGACUUGCAAGGCAACCAAUGGCAGUCUGGUGUCCACGGAUGCAUCUAUGUGGACACGUCUUCCAGCCAAUGCCUGACUGAUCUGUGAUCGGUGGGUCCCAUUAGUGCCCCCUACUGGACAGUGGGUUCCACAUAAAUCAGUGCAUAUGUUAAACAAGGAAAUAUUCAAUAAAAUUAACAAAAAAAUAAAAGAGCAAUCAGGCAACAAGAAGCAGGACAGUAUCCAUGCUUAAAAUGAGAUGAAAGAUUAUUAGUAUAAUUUAAUACCACAGUCUUAAAAAGACCAAUAUCAUAACCAGCUAGUGCAGCAUAUGAAUAAGUAAUUCAUGGUUUAACUUGAAUGCAGCAUAACAUAUUUUAACUGAAUUAUGCCGGUCGGAGAAGGUCGCAACACUGGUGAAGGGACAGUGUCCGGUGUGUCAGGAUACGCUGGCUUUCUGACAGCCGAAACAACAGCAUGCAGGCACGGUACCUAACAGAUGGCCAUUUCAGGAGAUCUACGCCAAGGGUGUGUGUAUGUUUUGUAUAUUUGGCGAAUGUAUGUAUGUUUUUACACCACUCUGCUGGUCAGACAAAGCGAAAAUAUUACAUGUCUUGCAGAUCAAUAUUGAUGAUUAUCGUAUUUAAUUUAGUAUUGACAUUUUUUUUCUGCAGACACAUUGCAUUGGUUGCGCAUUAAUUGUUGUACGACAUUUUUAAAUAAAAUAAAAACAUGCUUUUGAAAACAGGU
Molecule: messenger RNA, 3206 nt
Organism: Brienomyrus brachyistius
Lineage: Eukaryota; Metazoa; Chordata; Actinopteri; Osteoglossiformes; Mormyridae
Product: calpain-5-like
Exons: 14
Coding region: 396-2564 (722 amino acids)
Biological process (GO): proteolysis
Cellular component (GO): cytoplasm
Molecular function (GO): calcium-dependent cysteine-type endopeptidase activity
Source: RefSeq, a predicted model, not a curated record